AAGCUGUCUGCGCAUGCGCUCCUCUCCUGGCUCUGCCCCUCCACUCCCGCCACUAUGGCGGAGGCGGUUCCUGCACUCCAGUUUCGGCCGGUUACACACUUGAUAUUUGACAUGGAUGGAUUGCUUCUGAAUACUGAAGAUUUAUAUACCGAGGUGUUUCAAGAAAUAUGUGAUCGCUAUGGGAAGAAAUACACUUGGGAUGUCAAGUCCCAGGUCAUGGGGAAGAAGGCUCUCGAAACCGCCGAGAUCAUAGUGCAGUCCCUGCAGCUGCCCAUAACCAAAGAAGAACUAUUGGAACAAAGCCAAGCGAAGCUGAAGGAGGUGUUGCCCACAGCUUCCCUCAUGCCAGGAGCUAAUGAUUUGAUUCACCACCUACAGAAAAAGCACCUACCCUUUGCCCUGGCCAGCAGCUCCGCGUCCUUCACCUUCCAAAUGAAGACCAGUAGACACAAGGAGAUCUUUGGUUUGUUCCAUCACAUCGUUCUGGGAGAUGAUCCCGAGGUAGCGAAGGGCAAGCCAGCCCCAGACAUAUUUCUUACCUGUGCCAAGAGGUUCUCUCCUCCCCCGGCUCCAGAAAACUGCCUCGUCUUUGAAGAUUCACCAAAUGGUGUGGAGGCAGCCGUGGCCUGUGGGAUGCAGGUGGUCAUGGUUCCUGAUCAACACUUGAGCACAGACCUGACAAAAAAAGCCACCCUGGUGCUGGGUUCCCUACAGGACUUCCAGCCUCAGCUGUUUGGUCUGCCUGCCUAUGACUGAGGGUAAAGGGUGAACGUGCUGCUGUGGGCCUCGUGGAACCCAAGACUGGUUUAUGACCCACAUUGCUGAGGGGAAAAGUUAGAAAAAGCAAGAGCAUCCAGAUUGUAACCUUCAUAGUCCCUGCAGGCUAUAAAGUUGUCUGUUCCAUUA
Peromyscus eremicus (cactus mouse) is the source of this 906-nucleotide messenger RNA. RefSeq names its product pseudouridine-5'-phosphatase-like. The coding region runs from base 55 to 756 and encodes 233 amino acids. The record is from RefSeq and is a predicted model, not a curated record. The transcript has a single exon. Gene Ontology annotation, molecular function: phosphatase activity. Lineage: Eukaryota; Metazoa; Chordata; Mammalia; Rodentia; Cricetidae.